AUGGCAUUCAGGAGGCAAGUAAAAAACUUCGUGAAAAAUUACUCAGAUGCGGAAAUAAAAGUCAGGGAAGCAACUUCUAAUGACCCUUGGGGUCCUUCUAGUUCUCUGAUGUUAGAUAUCAGUGACCUGACUUUCAACACAGUUUCUCUCUCAGAGAUUAUGAGUAUGUUAUGGCAGAGACUCAAUGACCAUGGGAAGAACUGGCGCCAUGUGUAUAAAUCCCUUACCCUAAUGGAUUAUCUCAUCAAGAAUGGAUCAAAGAAAGUUAUUCAGCAUUGCAGAGAGGGGUUCCGUAACCUUCAAACACUAAAAGAUUUUCAACACAUAGAUGAAGCUGGAAAAGAUCAAGGUUAUUAUAUCCGGGAAAAGUCUAAGCAAGUUAUAACGUUGCUGACGAAUGAACAGUUGCUGCAUAGAGAGAGGAGAGUAGCAUGUCGGACUAGACGGCGUACCUCCUACUCUAUGACAUUUCCUAAAAGAUUACCUGGUACGGGUAACUCACCAACAGCAUGUGCUUCUGCUCCCGCACCAGAAAUCCCUGCUUCAGAGAAGAAGUGUAAGCUUCUUAAGGCGGCGAGGCUACAUAAUAACAAAAACACUUCCAAGGCAGGAUUGAAACAAGAGCAGUGUCAAGACAUUCAGUUGCCUAGCAGAACUGUGUCGUCCCAGGAGACACUACCCCUCAAGAUUAAUGCUUGGAAAUCAACAGAGGACCUGAUGUUAUUUUAUGAGGAUGAUCCAAAGCCAGUUUUGCCGACAAUUCCUACUUCCAUUAUCUCGUCAACUACAUGGUUGUCAGAAGGGCAAACAGAUGUCUGUAACCUCUGGGAUGCAGAUGCUGUGCCUGUUCCCUCAGAAAAAAGCCCAGCUCUGCAGACAAGUGUGAGUUUCGACAGGAAAUCAGACAGUACCAUUACAAAUACUGUAAUAGAAAACCCUUUGCAAACGUCUCUAGAAAAGCAGCCAGCUGCAAAAAGUUUUGAAACAUUGACAACUUUACCAGCAAUUUGGCCAUCUAGUAAUGAAGAGUUCAUCAACCCUAAUUUAAGGAUAUCAAAGCCGGAUUCUACUUUCCAUAACCAGAGCUCUGUGGAGACACUCUCUGUCUCUCCCUCAUUCAAAACAUUUGACCCAGUGAAACAGACUGUAAUAAUCAGUAAGGACCAUCAAAAACGAACAGAAUCCGGCCUGGUUCAGAUGGAGGAUGAAAACCUCAAGACUUUAACCACGUGGGUUUCAACUGCCUCUAAGGGAGCAUCCUCCUUUUCUACUUUAUCCGUGUCAUCUCCUGAUUCAGCCUCUCCAAAGAAGUCUGUUCAUCUCUCACCCCCAAUUUUGGCCGGACCUUCCUUCUGGAGUUUGUCCCAUCAACAGUCUUCUUCUGCCUCUGUUAAAGAUAAGACAGCCAGGGUUCAUCACCCUUUUGCUCCUAGGGGCCCACUGUCCUCUGAUGAAGAGGAAAAUGACCACCUCAACCUACUGGAAAUUUUUCCAGACAGCUCUGAUUCUGCCAAAAAGAAGACAAGUCCUAUUUCUAGCAGUAAUUGGGUAGCAUUUUCCACCCAAAAUGUAGACCAUUUCACCUCUGUGUCCUGUUCUAGUUUUCAGGCAACCAAAGACCUGCCUGGGGAGCCUGAAACAAACGAUUCCACUAACAUUCUUCUAAGGGAGGUGAAAAAUGCAAUAGUUAAAUUACAUGAAGAUCUGAGCAUGGUGAUACAAGAACUUAAUGUCAUCAAUAACCAUCUGGUAAGCAUGAGUGGGAAUAGUCCACAAAUAAACAAGUCUCUGCAGUCUCCCCAGUAUUCUGAGGGGGGCUCACAUCGAGUCUAA
This is a messenger RNA of Lipotes vexillifer (Yangtze River dolphin), 1833 nucleotides long. It is a transcript of the gene ENTHD1, whose product is annotated as ENTH domain containing 1. Lineage: Eukaryota; Metazoa; Chordata; Mammalia; Artiodactyla; Lipotidae. Gene Ontology annotation, biological process: endocytosis. The record is from RefSeq and is a predicted model, not a curated record. The transcript has 6 exons. Gene Ontology annotation, molecular function: clathrin binding; phospholipid binding. The coding region runs from base 1 to 1833 and encodes 610 amino acids. Gene Ontology annotation, cellular component: clathrin vesicle coat; endosome; plasma membrane.